CACUGACAGGACGAGUGAAGACACACCGGGCAUGAAGAUCUUGUCAUUUCAAACAUUAUUGGGGACAGAAUAGUCUCGGGAAAUCUCGGAUCAGUCGGAACAUUGUCAAUUGAGGCAAACCUGUCCAGAACCACCAACUCCCAAAAACAAACUCAGCCAGUAUUGCCCAGCCACAGCAUCUAACUAAAGAAUUUCCACUUCCUCGUGCAUUGAAGUCACUGGGAGGCGAAGUGAACAUUUGAUUUAAGUGGGAAUUAGGAUUUGCCGUUAAGUGAAAACCUGAGCAGCAAAACAUGCUUCAAACAGACUCGGAGUUCACUAGAACUCGAUGGAUCUGUACCGUCAUUGGACUGGGCUUUUACCUGGUGGACAUUGUGACAGACGUUGGACUAGCGGUGAAGUACUUCCUGGUUGGAGACCUGGUUUGGGCUGGGCUGACUUUACUGUUUGUGGUGGUUGGCUCAGCAGCCACACAGGUCUUCAGCUACACCUGGUACAGAGAUGACAUGAGGAACCCACUGGUUAAUCCUGGUGGAGACAAGCUAAUAUCUGGGAUGAACAGAGGAAGACUGAUUGGACUCCAUGUUUUGCAUCUGGGUAUCUUCACCAGGUACUACCACCUGUUGAAGACAGGAUACAUGGUGGUGUGGUUCAAGUCACCUGGGACUGCUGAAUUCUCCAGAGAGACCCACUUGGUCCUGUUUGGUCGGGCGACCGAUCUGAGCAUGCUCAAACUGUUUGAGACGUUCCUGGAGAGUGUCCCUCAGCUCCUCUUCCAGAUGUAUAUCCUGCUGGGCCAUGGACACAAGUCCACAAUACAAUGCAUCUGCAUGGUGGGCUCAUUCAUCAACAUCGCCUGGGCUAUAGUGGACUACCGUCGGUGUCUCCGUCGAUCCUUACCCCAGGUCCGAGAGAUGCCUUCUGGCCUUCCUACAUUCGUCUACCUCCUGUACAAGCUGUUGACCAUCACCGCUCACAUCCUCAGCCUCAGCCUCUUCCUCGUCCUCAGCCCCUACAGUACCCUGGGAAUGGCUGUCGUCUGGCUGGCCGGAACCCUCUGGGCCCAUUGGGUCCGUACUGACUUCUGCACGUCUAAAGGUCUAGAGAGGCUCUAUCGGAUAAUCGUGGGAGUCGUCCUCAUAUUCACCUUCUUUAACGUGAAAGGACAGGAUACCAGAUGGCAGAUGGCUGUGUACUACGUUCUCUUUGCGUUUGUGAACCUCUCUGGUCCUUUGCUGCUGGUUCUGGUGAGGCCAGAGGUUAACGCUACUGAGUACUUUUGGCCGGUGACUCUGCUGAUAUUUGGAGGGACCGUUCUAGGGCUGGCCUAUCUGCUUCUGUAUUAUACUGUCUAUCACCCCAGAGGGAGGAGUCUACAGGCAGAUGAGGUGGAUGGACACACGGGACAGGAGAGAGAACCAGAUACAAUGCUGAGAAUGAGGAACUUCCUACAACUCUGAGGCCCACCUUCCUAUUUACCACAUAUUCAAUGGAGGAGUUAAAAGGACAAUCAGGCAUUUGAAAAACAACAAAGGUGUCACCCAGACACGUUGUUUUGUUAAACAGCUAAGGGGGGUGGGUUGGAGAAAUGUAACUGCUAAGACAAACUCUGGUUGGUGGACUGUCUGGUUGGUAGAAUGUCUGGUUGGUAGACAGUCUAGUUGGUGGACUGUCUGGUUGGUAGACAGUCUAGUUGGUGAACAGUCUAGUUGGUAGACAGUCUGGUUGGUAGACUGUCUGGUUGGUGGACUGUCUGGUUGGUGGACUGUCUGGUUGGUAGACAGUAUG
Messenger RNA from Oncorhynchus masou masou (cherry salmon), 1788 nucleotides. Its product is annotated as XK-related protein 9-like. NCBI's taxonomy places the organism in Eukaryota, Metazoa, Chordata, Actinopteri, Salmoniformes, Salmonidae. Gene Ontology annotation, cellular component: plasma membrane. The record is from RefSeq and is a predicted model, not a curated record. Gene Ontology annotation, biological process: engulfment of apoptotic cell; phosphatidylserine exposure on apoptotic cell surface; apoptotic process involved in development. The coding region runs from base 294 to 1460 and encodes 388 amino acids. The transcript is spliced from 5 exons.